This is a messenger RNA of Argentina anserina (silverweed cinquefoil), 1285 nucleotides long. RefSeq lists its product as uncharacterized. The coding region runs from base 123 to 1226 and encodes 367 amino acids. The transcript has a single exon. Lineage: Eukaryota; Viridiplantae; Streptophyta; Magnoliopsida; Rosales; Rosaceae. Gene Ontology annotation, cellular component: endoplasmic reticulum. The record is from RefSeq and is a predicted model, not a curated record.
CUUCUCCGUUUGACAAGAAAACGCCGGCUUGUAUGAGUUGAAGUUUGGCUUCAGUGGAUUCUCCGGCAAGAAAUUUGCUUCUAUAAAUCACUGCAUGAGCCUCUGAUUCCAACCAGAAAAACAUGAUGACUCCUUCAAUUGCCUCCUUUGUUUCCUCCGUCCUUCUCACCAUUCUGCUGACUUCAAUCCCAAUCCAAACCCAAGCCGGCAACCCCCACGUCAUCAAUUUCCGCUCCCCAAAUCUCUACCCCGAAGGCCUCACCUACGACCCCUCCGCCCAGCACUUCAUCGUCGGCGCCCUCCGCCACCGCACAAUCUACUCCGUCUCCGACGCCGGCGUCGCCGACCUUCUCAUCUCCGACCCCGCCCUCCCCGAAAACGUCUCCUUCGUCGGCCUCGCCGUCGACACCGUCGGAAACCGCCUCCUCGCCGCCGUCCAAUCCAUCGAGCCGCUCCCUCCCUUCAGCGCCCUCGCCGCCUACGACCUCCGCACGCGCCGCCGCCUCUUCCUCGCUCCCCUCCCCUCCGCCGACGGCGACGCAUCCCGCCAGAUCGCCAACGGCGUCGCCGUGGACUUCAAGGGCAACGCUUACGUCACCAACUCGGCGGCCAACUUCAUCUGGAAAGUCAACUCCGAAGGAGUCGCCACUAUCUUCUCCAAGUCUCCGCUUUUCUCGGCCUACCCUGUGGACCCCGAGACGCCCCACAGCUACUGCGGACUCAACGGCAUUGCUUACGUCAGCAAGGGGUACCUACUGGUGGUGCAGAGCAACACGGGGAGGAUGUUCAAGGUGGACGCCGAGGACGGGACCGCCAGGGAGGUUCUGCUGCCGGAGAACCUGCCCUUGGCCGACGGCAUUGCGAUGAGGAGAGACGGCGGCGUUGUGGUGGUUUCUAUGCACAAAAUGUGGUUUCUUAAGAGCCAAGACAACUGGUCAGAGGGCGUGGUUUAUGACAGGACAGAGCUUGAGGUGGAGAGGUUUCCAACCUCCGUGGCCGUGGCGGUGGAGGACAGGGUGUAUGUGAUAUACGGGCAUGCACUCGAGGGGAUGGCGGGGAAUAUGGAGAGGGAGGUGUUUAGUAUAGCGGAGGUGAGGUCGGAGAAGGAGAGCAAGGAUGAGAAUGUAUGGAUUUUUGUUUUGGUUGGGUUGGGGUUGGCUUACUUCAUGUUUUGGAGGUUUCAGAUGCGCCAGCUUGUUGGCAACAUGAACAAAAAGACCAACUAGUUUCACGUUUUUGUAGCUUAUUUUGUAACAAUAAACUUAGUUUCUUCUGUUAUAUAAGA